AUGGCGUCGUUCCCUCAAAAUAACCGAACAUGGCAGAUCCUCGACGCUGCGGCGAAGGGCAAUUAUGCUGUUGGCGCAUACAACUGUUACAACGACGAUGGUGUCAUAUCGGUAAUCCGUGCAGCCGAGGCCGUCAAGUGCCCGGCGAUCAUCCAGCUCUUCCCUUGGACGGUCAAGUUCCAGGGGCCUCACUUUGUCAGAUACGUGGUCGACGCCGCCCACGCGGCUAGCGUGCCCAUCGCGGUCCACCUGGACCACUGUAUCGAGGAGGCGGAUAUCCGGCAAGCCCUGGAGCUGCCCUUCGACUCCAUCAUGGUCGACGCGUCCGUCCACGACGCCGGGGAGAACAUACGCCAGGUGAAGGAGAUCACAAAGAUUGCGAAUGCGAAAGGCAUUGCCAUCGAGGCCGAAAUGGGACGCAUCGAGGGAGGCGAGGACGGGCUGCCGAGCGUGGAUCUGGAUGCGGUUCUUACCCAGCCGGGGGACGCCAAGAGAUUUAUCGAUGAGACGGGCGUGCAGUUUCUGGCGCCAUCCUUUGGAAACAUCCACGGCGGCUACGGCCCAAAAGGCCCAGAAGGUAUUUGGCGAUGUGAUUUGUUGGAUGAGAUACACGGGCUCAUACCGGAUGUCCCUCUUGUUCUUCAUGGAACGCAUGGAGUCUCCGAUGAGCUGUUCCGCAAGACGAGACAGUAUGGAGUCCUGAAGGUCAACGUGAACCGCACGGUCCGGAGCGACUACACCAAGUUCGUUGCUGAAAACGCCGGAAAGCUGGAGUUGACGGUUCUCAAGGUUCGCGCGGUCGAGAUUUACACGGAGUCCAUCAAACGCGUCAUGCAAGACGUGUUUGAUUCAGCGGGAAAAGCUUGA
Molecule: messenger RNA, 867 nt
Organism: Diaporthe citri
Lineage: Eukaryota; Fungi; Ascomycota; Sordariomycetes; Diaporthales; Diaporthaceae
Exons: 3
Coding region: 1-867 (288 amino acids)
Biological process (GO): carbohydrate metabolic process
Molecular function (GO): aldehyde-lyase activity; zinc ion binding
Source: RefSeq, a predicted model, not a curated record